AUGACAAAGAGACAGAAGAAUUUUAUCCUAGAAUUUUCUAGACUACUUAUAUGCAUAACUUAUUUCCUUGGGGCAGAAGUAUAUAUUAUGGCUGCUCAUGGCAGUCGCAGGAAUAUUGCAGGGCCAAGUGCUUUGCCUUUUCAAGCGAAUUCAAUGCACAAUCUAGCAAAAGAAGUGGAAAGACUCAGUCGCGCGCGUAGAAAAAACAUACUUGCAGACAAUAAGCUAAAUAUUAAGCAUGAAAGAACUGAAAGUCCUUGUGAUGGGAUCUGCCCAAGAGAGAAGCUUAAAAGGAUAUCCACACAAAAAGAACGCCCAAAUCCUGCUAAAACCCAUUUAGAUUUCGAUUCUGACUACGACCUGCAAGAGAUAGAAGAGUAUUAUAAAGUACCAGCGAACCCAUUUGCUUCAUUUAUAGACCAGCUCCUGAAGAAUGAAAGUUUUAAUGGAAAUAGACAGACUGCAUCUGAUUUAGUCCCUUCUGAUGAAAAGAGCUUAAUAAUUCAUCCUCAGCACGCGUCCUUUCAAAAGGAAAAAAAUUCAAGCACAAUAUUCCAUAACAGAAUACAAAAAGUAGCAUCCUCUCUUAUAGGCAAAGACGUAGAUGAAAAAGGCAAAUUUAACUAUUACUCAAGUCCCAGCAUAAAAUCUGCACAAGAAGAAUCUGCUGCAAUGAGCUGUUCUGAGGGUACAGUUUCUGACUUUUCAGUUAGAACCUGUCUUCUCUCUUAUAGAGCAGGCCUAUACGAGCAUCCAGUACAAAACAGUAGUCUAAGCACAUAUUCAGCAAGUUUGAAUAGUGAUUCGCGCUCAGAUAUAACCCGAAGCGCAAAGAAAAAACUCUCUGAUAGAACUGUCCCCAGAAGCAAAGCAAAUGAUCCAGUAGAUAUCCCCAUAGAGUCAAUGGGCACUCAUUCCCCAGCCAACUACAUAAUACCCAUGAAUGUUAAGAAUAAUUACAAAGAACUAGAAAAUCUUUUUAUAGAAGAAAUAAGCCAAAACCCUCCUGAGUGGAGAUCUCUUUUAUUCGCAGUAAAUCAAUGGAAGGAGGAAAUUAAAAAGAACAAUGCUUUGGCAGAAGUAGACUGCAUAUUUGAGGAGAAAAAGUUAGAAGAAGCUAAGAUACAAAUAUGUUUAGUGGGUUCUGAGUAUAAUCAAAAAAGAAAAGAAUUUGAGGAUAUUUAUGCAGAGAUGCAGUCUAUAGCGACAUGCUAUUUCGAAAAAUGGCAAACCUCAAAGAACAUUAUAAUGGAAAUCAAAAAUGACAUAUCUUAUAACUGCGGUGAUAUAUUAUCCAUACCACAAGGCGAUAAUUACAACUAUAAAAUAACCAAAGAGUCCAUUAGUCUCAUUAAUGCAGAGGUAAUGCCGAUAAUUCGUACUAUGCAGGAAGCUACAGAUUUAUGCAGCAAGAAGAUUAGUGAAUUGAAAAAACUAGAAGAAAAUGCAGAUAAAACCUUGAAUGGAAAUAUAUAUUACCUAGGGGGCCUUAUAGCUGCUCAAAAGGCUGAUAUGUCACGGAUUAAACUAUCAAUAAAGUCCUUUGACCUUCUCAACACUAAAGGGAGUCUAUUAGGGUGUUUGAGAAAACUGGAGCUAGAGCAUGCAGAGAGACUAAAAAAGAAUGUGGAUUUGGCUGAAAGAAGAAUGUCACUUCAUAAGAGAUAUAUAGCGAAUUUAAAGGAUCUUGUUAUUAUAUUAGAGAAUCUUCAUAAUACUAUGGCGAUUUCUGAGCCAAUUCUAAAGAGUCUAACUAAUAUAGCUAUAAAAUUCUAUGCACUAAAAAAAGUAGAAUAUAUUUACACAGAAUCUCUAACAACCAUUAAAGCGAAGCUAAAUAAAGCGGAGCCAAAUAAAGCGAAGAAGUCCAAAUAG
Molecule: messenger RNA, 1875 nt
Organism: Nematocida ausubeli
Lineage: Eukaryota; Fungi; Microsporidia
Exons: 1
Coding region: 1-1875 (624 amino acids)
Source: RefSeq, a predicted model, not a curated record